AAGGCGCGCUGAGUUGUGUUUGGCGCUUGAGCUAGAGGAAGAGAUAGACCAAAUUAACUUUCUCUUGUUCUAUGUUGUUCUCGAGUUUUGUGAUUUUAAGGGUAUAUAUAUUUUUUAAAGAUACCAAAAUAUGCCAGAUGAAGAGCUGAAGGUUCCCGACGAGCUUUUUAAAGAUGUUAAGUUCUACGUGGUGGGAGAUAUUGACCAAAAGGUAGUGCAGCUGUUGAAGGCUGGAAAAGCCAAGGAGGUGUCUUACAAUGCCCUUGCUACGCACAUCAUCGCGGAGGAUGGGGACAACCCUGAAGUUGGAGAAUCACGGGAGGUCUUUGAUCUGCCUGUUGUUAAGCCUUCUUGGGUGAUCUUGUCUGUCCGAUGUGGGGAUCUUCUGCCUGUCACUGGGUUUUCUCCAGAAUCAGGACAGAUUUUCUUCGGUGUCACUGCAUGUCUGCCCAAGAUACCUGAGGACCGAAAUCCACUGUGGGCUUUGGUAACCUAUUAUGGGGGAGAGUGUCAGCUGAAUCUCAAUAAGAAGUGUACUCAUUUAAUUGUCCCAGAGCCGAAAGGGGAGAAGUAUGAAUGUGCGCUGAAGCAAAGCAGCAUUCAAAUUGUGACGCCGGAGUGGGUCCUGGACUCCGUCUCCGAUAAAACCCGGAAGGAUGAGGUGCCCUAUCAUCCACGGCUGACCUACCAGGAGGAGGAGGAGGAGGAGGUCGAGAGCGACGAAGAGUACGACCGGGGCUCCCAGUCCGACGGCAGCUACAUCGACAACCGUUCCAGGAAGUCCAGUCGGGCCUCGUCCCUCGGGGACUCUCCCCUGAGCGGCCGCGGGUUCUCCCCGAAGCCUGGGAAGAAGGAAGAGAUCAUGUUCGACGAUUCCUCGGACUCCUCGCCGGAAAAACAGGAGCGGAAUCUGAACUGGACCCCGGCUGAGCUGCCCCAGACUGCUACCGCCAAACGCCGGUUGCCCCAUGGGAAGGACUCGGGCCUCAUCAACCUGUGUGCCAUCGUGCCUCCAGUACCGGGCUCCGUUCUGCCCCCAGAGGCAAGGAAUAACCUGGUGGCGUCGGGGCAGGGCACACAAGGCCCGGAGAGACCAGAACUUCUGGGUUCCUGGAAUCCUGCUGCCCGGACGCUGAGGAAUAUUACAAAUAACGCUGACAUUCAGCAGGUCACCCGGCCCUCAAAUGUUGCACAUAUCUUACAGAGCCUUUCAGCUCCAACAAAAUCACUGGAACAGCAAGCGAAUCAGAGCCAGCAGGGCCACGCAAAUCCUCUCCUGCUCAACCAAGUGAAGCAGCAGCAGCUUUCGGCAGAAGCACAGCAGUUGUUGCAGCAGCAGCCGCAGCAGCAGCAGCAGGCGCCAUCGCAUCAGGUCCAGCAGCAGCAGCAGCAGCAGCAGCUUCACCCUCAGCAGCUGCCCCAACAGCAUCCCCUCUUGCACCUCCAGGCGCCGCAGCUCAUGCAGCUGCAGCAGCCGCAGCAGCAUCUUGCGCAGCAGGCGUUCCCCCAGGCGCCUCAGCAGGCGCACCAGUUCCUACAGCAGCCCCACCAGCAGCAGAUCCACCAGCAGCUCUUCAGUCAGCAGCAGCAGCAGCAGCAGCAGCAGCAGCACCAGUUUGGGCAGCAGCAGCAGCAGCAGCCGCCGCCACCGCCGCAAACCCACCAGUUCACGCAGCAGCAGCAGCAGCAGCAGCAGCAGCAGCUGAGACCUCAGCAGCUGCUCCGGCCGCAGCUGCAGCAGCAGCUGCAGCAGCAGCAUGCGUUGCAGCAGCAGUUGCACCGGCUGCAGCUGCAGCAGCAGCAGCAGCAGCAGCAGCAGCAGCAGCAGCAAAACCACCAGCAGCAGCAGCAGCAGCAGCUGCAGCAGCUGCAGCAUCAGCAGCAUCAGCAACAUCUCUUGCAGCAGCAGCAGCAGCUGCAGCAGCAGCUGCAGCAGCAGCACAUGCAGCAACAGCUGCAGCAGCAGCAGCAGCAUCAGCAGCAGCAGCAUCUCCAGAAUCAGACCCCUCAACAGCUGUUGCCACACACUACACAGCAUCUCCAGCCACAGCAGCAGCAGCAGGUGCCACUGCAGCCCCUUCAGCAGAAUCAGCUCUUUGGGCAUGAUCCAGGAGUCGACAUUCCUGAGGAGAGUUUCCUAAUCGGCUGUGUUUUUGGCAUUGCUGAUUAUCCAGAACAGAUGUCUGACAAACAAUUACUCGCAACUUGGAAGAGAAUAAUUCAAGCGCAUGGGGGAGCAGUGGAUUCCACGCUCAACCCUCGCUGCACACAUCUGCUGUGUGAGAGUCAAGUCAGCAGCAUGUAUGUUCAGGCUCUGAGGGAGGGAAAGCGCUGUGUCACCGCGCACUGGCUGAACACGGUCUUGAAGAAGAAGAAGAUGGUCCCGCCUCACCGCACGCUGCACUUUCCUUUCGCCUUCCCCCCUGGAGGAAAGCCAUGCUCUCAGCACAUCGUUUCAGUGACUGGGUUUAUAGACACGGAUCGGGAUGACCUCAAGUUGAUGGCUUACUUGACCGGAGCCAAAUAUACAGGCUACCUGUGUCGCAGUAAUACUGUGCUCAUCUGUAAAGAACCCAGUGGAUUAAAAUACGAGAAAGCCAAAGAAUGGAGGAUACCUUGUGUCAAUGCUCAGUGGCUCUGCGAUAUUCUUCUUGGCAACUUCGAAGCUCUGCGCCAGAUCCAGCACAGCCGUUAUUCAGUUUUUAACCUUCAGGACCCUCUGGCACCAAAUCAACAUUUGGUACAGAAUUUAUUGGCGGCAUGGCAAGGACCUUUGAAGAUCUCACCAGAUGUCCUGGUUACCAUCCGGCUUCAGCAGAAGCAGAGACAGAGUGAACCUAACCCACAACCUCCCGCGAAAAAGCCAAGAAUUGAAGAUUUGCCAACUCCAACUAAAAAACUACCACCGGAAUCUACCCCCGCCGUUUUCUUCACUGGAUUUGAACCAGCCCAGGUUCAACAGUAUAUAAAGAAGUUGUAUGUUCUUGGCGGUGAGGUGGCGGAGUGCGUGCAGAAGUGUACCCAUCUCAUCGCAAGCAAAGUGACACGAACAGUGAAAUUUCUCACAGCUGUGUCCAUUGUGAAGCACAUAGUGACUCCGGAGUGGUUAGAGGAAAGUUGGAAAACCCAGAAAUUUGUUGAUGAGCAGAAUUUCGUGCUGAGGGAUGCGGAGGCGGAGGUGCUGUUCUGCUUCAGCUUGGAGGAGUCGCUGAAGAGGGCGCACUCGGCUCCUCUCUUCAAGGGGAAGUAUUUCUAUAUAACUCCAGGAAUCUGCCCAAGCCUCACAACGAUGAAAUCCAUUGUGGAAUGUGCAGGUGGCAAAGUGUUGGCAAAGCAGCCUUCCUUCCGUAAAAUCAUGGAACACAAGCAAAAUAAGAGUUUACCGGAGAUAAUUUUGAUAUCCUGUGAAAACGAUCUUCAUUUGUGCAGAGAGUAUUUUGCCAAGAAUAUAGAUGUCCAUAAUGCAGAGUUUAUCUUGACGGGAGUGCUAACACAGACCUUGGAUUACGAAACGUAUAAAUUCACGUGAUUCCCAACCUUCGGCUGAAGAGGAGAGAAGAAGGGGAAGAGACAAAUAACACAAAAAAUAAUAAAGCUUCCUUCACAGACACUUUAUGCUGGGAAAGUUCCAAGUUGUUGAAGAAGUACAAUUGUGUCACUUUGAAAGUUUUUGUACACUAUUAGUACAUUUUGUCAUUAAGGUAGCUGAUAAGGAGUAUAUUUAAAAAAAAUAUAUGAAAAGGUGUGGAACUUUAAAAAUAAUGUUAUUUUUAAGGGCUACCAUCUUAAAUUGUUUUUUACUGUACAGUUUUUAAUUAAAUAUGUUUUACUGUUUCGUGCCCUAUUUUGGAAUAAAGUUGCU
Messenger RNA from Lepisosteus oculatus (spotted gar), 3862 nucleotides. RefSeq names its product PAX interacting (with transcription-activation domain) protein 1 (gene paxip1). NCBI's taxonomy places the organism in Eukaryota, Metazoa, Chordata, Actinopteri, Semionotiformes, Lepisosteidae. Gene Ontology annotation, biological process: positive regulation of transcription initiation by RNA polymerase II. Gene Ontology annotation, cellular component: nucleus. The record is from RefSeq and is a predicted model, not a curated record.